Molecule: messenger RNA, 3053 nt
Organism: Arachis ipaensis
Lineage: Eukaryota; Viridiplantae; Streptophyta; Magnoliopsida; Fabales; Fabaceae
Source: RefSeq, a predicted model, not a curated record
GAAACGUGGGGUUGAAUGAGGAUGAGCGUGAAAAGUGAAAACGUAAAAGGAGUCCACAUCAUCGUCAACAAAAAGCUGUGUGACUCUGACCGUACCACACAUGCACUCAUACCUCCCUUUAUCUCUCUCUAUCUUUGCUACUAUGCGCACUACGCACUUCCCUUCUUCUCAUUUUCCUUCUCCUUCUCCGUCAACAGCAGCAGCUACCUUAUCCCUACAUUAACUCCUUAAUCUCCUUUCUUAAUCACUUUUACCAUUCUAUUCUCCCCUUUCUCCCCAUCUUCACCCUACAUUUAAUGCAAGCAAUUCUGUGGUUCACCUUCAAUUCCCGACUCAAUCAUCACAAUAAUAACAAAACACACACACACUCACACUCCACCACUGUUUUUUAUGUCCAUUCCCAGCCGCUUCAUGCCACUGUCCCCGCCAUCUCAAUCUUCUAGAACCUUCCAUUCCUCUCCAUGGGCUGCAUCUACUCUCGUGUUUGCAUCGGCGACAACUGCGUCGGAGGUGCCGCCGCCGCCUCCAGCAUCAACGGCGACGCAAUCGCUCGUCCUCCGCGCGGGACCUCAUCCUCCGAGCCAGACGAAUCCUCCGCCGCCGCCGCCGCCUCGCCGGACGGCGACUUCCAGGUGCUGAAUCAGCUCAGCUUGACGCGGGACCCGGAGGCCGGAAUCCGGAGGCUCGCUAGGGUUUCGUCACAGUUCCUUCCACCGGAAGGUUGUAAAGUGGCGAAGGUUCCUGCGUUCAGCUACGAGCUUCGGUACUCGUUCUUGUCACAGAGAGGUUACUAUCCUGACGCACUGGACAAGGCGAACCAGGACAGCUUCUGUAUCCACACACCGUUUGGUUCGAGUCCGAAUGACCAUUUCUUCGGUGUCUUCGACGGCCACGGCGAGUUCGGUGCGCAGUGUUCACAGUUUGUCAAGCAGAAGCUCUGUGAGAAUCUUCUUCGAAGUGCGAAAUUCCAAAACGAUGCCGUUGAGGCUUGUCACGGUGCUUUUCUGGCCACGAAUUUGCAGCUUCACAAUGAUGUCUUGGAUGACAGCAUGAGCGGGACGACGGCGAUCACGGUGCUGGUGAGAGGGAGAACUAUAAUUGUGGCGAAUUCAGGCGAUUCGAGGGCGGUGAUUGGAGAGAGGAGAGGGAAGGAUCUUGUGGCCGUUGAUUUGUCGUUGGAUCAGACUCCGUUUAGGGCUGAUGAGCUGGAGAGAGUGAAGAUGUGUGGUGCCAGGGUUUUGACACUGGAUCAAAUUGAGGGUUUGAAGAAUCCUGAAGUUCAGUGUUGGGGAAAUGAAGAAGGUGAUGAUGAUGGGGACCCACCGAGGUUGUGGGUCCCCAAUGGGAUGUACCCUGGGACUGCAUUCACAAGGAGCAUUGGGGAUUCAAUUGCCGAGACUAUUGGUGUUGUUGCUAACCCUGAGAUUGUUGUCUUCGAGCUCACCAAGGAUCAUCCUUUCUUCGUGCUUGCAAGUGAUGGUGUCUUUGAAUUCAUCUCUAGCCAAACGGUAGUUGAUAUGGUUGCAAAGUUCAAAGAUCCGCGUGAUGCUUGUGCUGCAAUAGUAGCUGAAUCUUAUCGGCUUUGGCUACAGUAUGAAACUCGUACGGAUGAUAUCACAAUCAUCAUUGUGCAUAUAAAUGGGCUAACUGAACCUGGUGUUGGUCAGGAAAAAACAUUUGGCGAAUCUUUACGAACUCCAGUGCCUCAAGUUGUAGAGAUGACAGGUUCAGAAUCUCCCUCUACCCUGGGUUGGAACUCUAGGAACCAACGGGUAAGGCAUGACUUGUCAAGGGCACGCCUCCGAGCAAUUGAAAAUUCCCUGGAGAAUGGGCAAGCUUGGGUUGCUCCAUCUUCAGCGCAUAGGAAGACAUGGGAGGAAGAAGCACAGAUAGAGCGAGCACUGCAUGAUCAUUUUCUCUUCCGAAAACUUACUGCUUCUCAAUGUAAUGUUCUAUUGGAUUCCAUGGAAAGAGUUGAGGUGCAACCUGGUGAUAUUAUAGUCAAACAGGGCAGUGAAGGUGACUGUUUUUAUGUUGUUGGUAGUGGAGAAUUUGAGGUCUUGGCAACUCAGGAAGAAAAAGAUGGGGAAGUAACCAAGGUUUUACAGCGUUACACAUCGGAAAAACUAUCAUGCUUUGGAGAGCUUGCUCUAAUGUACAAUAAACCACUCCAGGCUUCUGUACGUGCUGUAACUAAAGGGACUCUUUGGGCUUUAAAGCGAGAAGAUUUUCGAGGCAUUCUAAUGUCAGAAUUCUCGAAUUUGUCAUCCUUGAAGUUGCUACGAUCUGUAGAUCUCCUGUCAAGAUUGUCAAUUUUACAACUGAGUCAGAUUUCUGACUCCCUCUCUGAAGUCUUCUACGCAAGUGGGCAGACAAUAAUUGAUCGUAGUGAAGUCCAUGGAUUGUACAUAAUCCAGAAGGGACAAGUGAAAAUCACUUUUGAUGCGGAUUUAUUGAUGAAUCCAAAUGUUUGCAGCCUCGAGCCUGAUUUGGAAAAUGUGAAUGAUAAUGCACAGAGCAGAAUAGAAUUGUCAAUAGAGAAGCAAGAGGGAAGCUAUUUUGGUGAAUGGGCCCUUCUUGGUGAAAAGGUUGGUCCCUUAAGUGCUGUUGCUGUGGGUGACGUUGUAUGUGCUAUAUUAACAAAAGAGAAAUUUGAAUCUGUUGUUGGCUCCAUACAAAAGAUUUCUCAGGAGGAUCGCAAGUCAAGACAUAAUUCCAAAGAGUUGGCUAGAAAUUUUGACUUUUCAUCCCUAGGAAAAGUCCUUUUCUUUGUAGGAAUGGAUAAAGAGUGUCUAUUCUACUGACUGCUCUGAUAUUGGGCUUGUAAAGUUUGGAGAAGCAGAAAAUUUGCUUACAUUGAAGAGAUUUUCCAAGCCAAAAGUGAAAAGGCUGGGAAAAGAAGCACAAGUCUUGAAAGAGAAAGAUUUGAUGAAGGGUGUGAGCUCUUCAGCAUGUAUACCACAGGUUUUAUGCACUUCUGCCGACAGCAUAUAUGCUGGAAUAGUGUUAAAUACACUCCUUGCUUGCCCUUUGUCUUCCAUACUUUCAAGUCC